GAUAAAGAGGUGUAUCGUUGGCCUAUCAAGGAGUCUCUGAAGACGAUGGUGAUGUGGUGCUGGAGCAUAGAGAGGACCAGGGAGGGAGACCCAGCCAGCCUACACAACAGAGCACGUAGGAUCUCUCAGAUCAGCCAGCAACACUCUGUCGAAGGAGCUCCAGGUUUCAGCCCCAGACCCAUCGACAUGAGCAAUGUGACACUGUCCCGGGACCUGCACUCCAUGGCAGAACUGCUUGCAGAGAACUAUCAUAAUAUUUGGGCGAAGAAGAAGAAACUUGAACUAGAAGCCAAAG
Molecule: messenger RNA, 295 nt
Organism: Oncorhynchus keta (chum salmon)
Lineage: Eukaryota; Metazoa; Chordata; Actinopteri; Salmoniformes; Salmonidae
Product: ryanodine receptor 2-like
Exons: 3
Biological process (GO): calcium ion transport
Cellular component (GO): Z disc; sarcoplasmic reticulum membrane; sarcolemma
Molecular function (GO): ryanodine-sensitive calcium-release channel activity
Source: RefSeq, a predicted model, not a curated record